AUGGGUUUCAGACAGUCAUCAAAAGCAACUUCCACAUCUUCGACUCAAAUCCUUAUUCAAAACGCAAAGUUCAUCACGUCGAAAGAUGUCAUCGACGUCGCCUCACGAGUUUAUGACUCGUAUAAAAGAGACAAAAAAUUGUGCUACACGUUUCUCGUCGCGCUGUCUGGAGUAACCGCGUUGGUCGUCCACGAGACAAGCGCUGCGACAGGUUUGAUGAAAGGUUCGUUAGGGGAUUUCAGAAAGAACAAGAAGGAAAAGAAACAGAUAAAUAUUAAGAAUAGGAAUGUUGCGAAAAAAGAACGAAGCAGCGCUGCUGUAGAUGAGCAGUUCUUAAGCAAUCUCGUGCAGCUCGGGAAGAUUGUCUUACCGUCUUGGAGGUGCAAGUCGGUAUUUUUGUUAUCGACACAAACGGUAAUGUUAAUAUCGCGUUCGUAUAUUUCGCUUCGAAUAGCGCGGAAAGGUGGCGAAGGUUUACAAGCCGUCAUGGAAAGAAGCUGGAACCAUUUUUUAUUCGUGCUGGCGGAUUUUUACGUGUGUGGAAUUGCUGCAUCCAUCGUGAAUUCUUCGUUGAAAUACUUGACGAAUUCCAUCACGGUAAACUUUCGCCAUAAUUUGACGAAACACGUACACGAGAAAUAUCUCUCAAAUCGGCAAUAUUAUAAACACGCGGUGUUGCGUAAAGGCAAUUUAGAUAAUGCAGAUCAACGCAUAACGGAUGAUUUGAACAUGUGGUGUGCGACGUCCGCGGAUUUAUUCUCAAGAACGUUUAAACCACUCUUGGACGUCAUCUUGAGCACGAAACGCAUGAGCGAGUCCAUGGGAUACAAGGGGUUGACCAUUUUGUACUCCUACUUCUUCUUUUCUGGACACGUCAUUCGUUUCUUUUCACCGCCGUUUUCGGAUUACAUCCAAGAAACGCAAAAGAAGGAAGGUGAUUUUAGACGUUCGCAUUCGCGCUUGAUUUCGCACGCGGAAGAAGUUGCGUUUCUCGACGGCGCCGAACGCGAGAAAGAAAUUUUGAAUGAAAAAUUGAAUCAACUCACCGCGUGGUCGCAAUACUAUUUCUUCAGACAGUUCAUUCAAGGUGUUUUAGAUCAGUACUUUAUCAAAUACGGUGCCUCUAUGAUUGGAUGGCCUGUUUUAGCAUUUCCCUUCUUGCUCGCGAAAGAUAUGGAAGAAAAAGAGCUCGUCGCGAGAUAUCGCGAAGCGGAUACGCUGAUACAAAACGCGUCGAGCUCAAUCGGUGAUUUACUCAUGGUGUACAAAAAGCUUCAAAAGCUUUCUGGAUUCACCUCUCGCGUCGUAGAUUUGUUGCACUCCGUCGAAUCAGGUGAGGAAGAGAAAGAGAAAGAAAUUGAAGGGAGAAGCAACGGCAUCGUGCGAACGUCCUCCAACGACGACGAGAUUGAGUUUCAAAACGUCACGGUGUUCUCGCCAGACAACAGGUUGCUCAUCAAAGACGUGAGUUUGAAGAUUAGGCGCGGCGAGUCUCUAUUCAUCACCGGAGCGAACGGUGCUGGGAAGACGAGUUUGUUUCGAGUACUCGCUGGAUUGUGGGAAGCGUCAGAAGGUGUCGUUCUUCGACCUCGAAACGGUUUGAAAUCGAUAAAAUCGGAAGGCGGUGACGACGGAGACGUCUCCUCCUUAUUUUACGUGCCCCAACGACCAUAUUUAGUGACUGGUUCGUUGCGAGAUCAAAUAUUAUACCCAGCGAAGCAAAAGAGCGACGAAGAUGAGUUCGACAAGGACGACGAAAGGAUUCUCGAAUGCUUAGCGCGAGUCAAUCUAGUGAAACUUUUGAAAAAAGGCGAUCGCAGCGUAGGCUUGGAUAGAUUAGAGCACGAUUGGAACGACGUCCUCUCUGGCGGAGAAAAGCAAAGGAUAGGAUUAGCGAGACUGUAUUUUCACGCGCCUCGAUUCGCAAUUUUAGACGAAGCGACGAGUGCCAUUAAUCCAGACGAAGAAGGCGCUUUGUACGAAGAGUUUGAGAAGAAUAACAUCACGGUGUUUUCCAUUGCACAUCGCAUGGAAUUGAAACGUUUUCAUAAGAAGCAUCUGCAUUUCAAAGCGGACGGGAAAGGGAACUGGACGCUUAAGAAAAUACUUUAG
Messenger RNA from Bathycoccus prasinos, 2112 nucleotides. RefSeq names its product ATP-binding cassette superfamily. NCBI's taxonomy places the organism in Eukaryota, Viridiplantae, Chlorophyta, Mamiellophyceae, Mamiellales, Bathycoccaceae. Gene Ontology annotation, cellular component: peroxisomal membrane. The record is from RefSeq and is a predicted model, not a curated record. Gene Ontology annotation, biological process: peroxisome organization; very long-chain fatty acid catabolic process; fatty acid beta-oxidation. Gene Ontology annotation, molecular function: ATP binding; ABC-type transporter activity; long-chain fatty acid transmembrane transporter activity. The coding region runs from base 1 to 2112 and encodes 703 amino acids. The transcript has a single exon.